Molecule: messenger RNA, 4836 nt
Organism: Coturnix japonica (Japanese quail)
Lineage: Eukaryota; Metazoa; Chordata; Aves; Galliformes; Phasianidae
Source: RefSeq, a predicted model, not a curated record
UCUAGAACAGCACCCUCAUUUCUGUGUCUGCCUGAGUGACAGGCAACGACAUGAGGUUCCAAAAUUCUGCUUUGCUUCGUUGUGAAAUGUAUCUUCUAGCAAAGUCUUUCUACUGACCUGAUUUAUUUCCAGAGUCCAGUGCGAGGUUGAUGAACUAAAAGAGGUAUUUUAUACACCAGAUACAGGUAAAAUUGAGAAAUUUCUUAAUGUCAUGUAAAAUUUCCAGAAAACUGGCAAAAAGGUAAUUGCUCUUAGCAGAGUUUCAUUGUUUCAGGGAGGUGCAUGGAUGUCUGAUUCACUCGUGUAAAAAUGUAAGUCUUUGCAUUAAAACAAAUCUAGUGCUUAUGAACAGAAAGGACUGACUGAUCGGAAGUAAAUAGAUAAAGUCAACUGAACAUAGCAAGUGUAAUCAUGAUGGAGCUAAACAUUUUAUAGGUAGAUCAAUACAGCACAUCCGCUUUAAACAAGUUCACACUCAUACCAGAAGCAGUCCAAGUAUUGCAAUUGUUACAACAGACUGCAAAUCCUUUUUUAAUAGCUGGGUAAAUAUUUGAGCAAUUAACUUGCUACAAGCUUCCUGCAACUGAGGCUUCACUCUUACUUGCAGAAAGGCAGCACUGCCAGCAACCCAGAAGCUGCCCUUGAAUCAACCUUUGAAGGAACAGACAGCAGCAGCAAUACCGGUGACAUACAGUGUUUGAGUAAUAUCUGUGUGGUUAUCGAGUCUCUAUGCAGAAAUGCGGGCUAAGAAAUUGCCUGAAGUUCCAGGGAAGACAUUAUCUACAGCACUCUGAGGAAAUAAGAUUUAAGAAAAUUUUAUUUACUAUUUCCGACAUUCCUAGAAUUCCAUCACCAGUGAGAGUCAUGAGAACACUGAUAUAAAUGAGUGUGUAGAAAGACCUAAAUGAAUAGAUCCACGUCAUACUUUUCUUUUAUUCUGAGGUUUGGCUGCCUUCCAUGUGUUCAUGAAAUAAAUUGGCUGCAGCAGAGCAGCUAGUAGCAUUCCACCGAGUGGAAGAAUCCCAGCAGGGACAGAAGCCGGCUCAGUAAGGACUAGGAAUGAGAGACAGAUCAGAUUACCAGAGUUUCUCAUCGAGCUGCAAAAUGAUGCUCCGCUCAGGCCGUGAAAAGCCAUACGGAAUGCCUCCUUGUGAGAAGCAACCAGUGAGAAAGAAGUUUCUGAUGAGCACCAGAUCAGCAGCUGCUGAAAACUCAGAGCUUCAGCUGCGGCAAACGCUGAGGUGCUACAUACAGACUGAAGAUUCAAAAACUGUGCAUUUCAACUUAGAUGAACGUGGUCGCCAUGAAAUAUCAACCAUGGAUUCACAACACCCUGCAGAUACGGCGUGGUUAAGCCUGUUCACAAGCAACAAACGAGAGGUUAGAGCAAAAACAAACUCUAAAAAUGUGGUGGUCCUCAUGCAGCGAUUAAGGUGCAAUGAAUUUGUGCUGUUGAGCAAGGGAGAAAAUCAGCUCUGUCUGAAGGUUUUAAAGGGAUGCUGUUCCGAGCCAGAUCAUUCUUCACUGGAAGAAGGCAACAGAAAAACAUGCACAAAGGGAGGUCUUGACUUCAACAAGCUGAAGGAAGACAAUCACUUUUUCAUCAUGCAUUCUGAGGGAGAUUCGGUGAAGUUCCAGUGCUACGAAGACACAAAUUACUUUCUGCAUGUGAAUGAUCACUCACUUGACAUACGCAAGCUGGAUCAUGAUGACCAGAAUGCGGAGAGAAACUUUGUCUUCAAGUUGACAUAUUUUUAGGAAAAAUUGUUUUUUCUACCUUUCAGUGGCCUAAGUAUCAACACAGCUUCUAUCACAGUCUAUACAGAGAGGGCAAGAAGUUGAGGUUAAUUCAUUUCUCUUUUGCCUUACUUUUUACUUCUUUUUGUUGUUGUAGUUGUUGUUCUAAUGACCAUUUUGCAUGAAUAACAUCUUUUCUUUCUGUACUUAAAUAGGAAGAGAUAAUGGCUAAAUUUGAAAAACACAGUAACUAAUCAGUCUCUUCAUAUAGUACCUGCACAAUUAUGGACUUCAGAAGCUGAAUUUUCCCUGAAGGUGAAAAGUACGUUGCAUAUAUUGCAAUGACAAGGGAAAAGGGCUUAUGCACAGUCAUGGAAAAGCAGAGCUUUCCACAGUGCAAACCUUCCACUAUUAAAAAAAUAAGUUUCUUAUAAGCUCAUCUGAACUUGCAGAAAUAACGCUUAGAAGUCACUAAAUGUAUAUGUAUGUAUACUGACCAAGUGGUGGUGGGAAAGCUGAGGAAAGUAUCAUUCACCUCAAGGAGAGCAGGGGAGGAGGUCAGGGCUCAGCAGCUCAGAGUGCAUGCACUUAGCCUGGCAGCACUGCAGCCUCAACAGGGCCCUAGGGGAAGUGCAGUCAGUGCUUGGCUGCAAAGAGGCGUGCGGAGCAACAUCUGAAACAUUCAGUUUUCAUAAUGACCAAAUAAAUUGGAAAUGAGCAAGUGAGCUGAAAAAACACACACACAGUACCACAGGAGCAGCCUUUUAGCAAUGGGCUCUGUCAGUCAGAGUCAGUCUUAAUGAUCUUAAAGGUCUUUUGCAACCUUAGUGAUUCACAGUUCUAGGAGGAAGAUGCUGCCCCUUAGAGCACACACAUUGUACUCUGUGAGGCACAAAACACAUUGAAUAGAAGAGAAAACAAACCACGGGUGCACACACGAUCAGUGGGUGUUAAAAGUCUGGUUCUCGGCUGCUGUGCAUGCAGAUCCACUGCCAUUUGGUGGCACUUUAACACAAUGGGUUAGGGACCACGUUUGUGUGAAUGCUAGAUGUCAGCAGCUGUGCAGGGAGCUGUGGCUCAGCUUCAGUGAAACAGCAUACAGAAACACUGCCCUGCAAGGCAGGUAGUGCAUACUUGGAAUAGGAAUCCUAACAUCAGUCAAUCAAAUUCAUGUGCUUUACAACAGGGCAAUAUUAUAUUUCUUUCAGUAACAGCAAUGUGGUUCUUCACUGCUGACUACUACACUUAGAACAGCAAAAAUCAUUUUGUUGCUUCCAUUGCUGGUAGAACAGAAGAGAGUUUUUGAGUAUUCUACAGGCAGAACUUAUGGCUUCUAGAUCUGUUCAGUGUUCACUGAAGUCAGUGGAUGGGAAACAAGCAAAAACACAACAGCCCAAUCCCAACAACAUCAACGAAAAAACCUACAUAAUGGGAAACAGUGUUGAUAGGUGAAUGGUUGUACUGGAUGAUCUUAGAGGUCUUGGUUAUUCUAUGAUUCUGCGCUUCGCUUCUAUGAUUCCAUAUUGACUACAGCAUAUGUUACAGACAAAGUAAGAUAUUUAGAAUAAUCUAUUAUGCUAAACAAAGAAUGAAUUAAAUUGUGUAUCAGGUGCAAUAAUUUCACUGAGACAGUAACACCUGGCAGUCUGACAUUUACCAGCGGUGAGGUGAUGACCUUACUCCGUCACAGUAGCUGAUGAAAUAAUUACUAGUAUUCACCACAAAGCUUGUAUGAAGCAUACUGAUAGAACACACAACUGUCUGCAAAAAGAUAUGUUUAAACUCAGUGAACACUGAUUCUGAUCUGUGGUCAAAGCUUAAAUUAUGGCUGUAAUGCAGAAUGCUGCACUUCUACCACCUACCUUAAAAACAAGAUCAUUUAAAACAAUUUUUGCAUAGCAGCAGUGGUAGUUUUGUAAAGUUGUAGACUCCGAGAUACAAAGUCAAAAUGUUGUUUGACAAUUUAUUUAUUUAUUUUUUUCAGAAAAUAAUAAAUUCAGUCAGCUCUGUGAUGAGAAAUUGGGUCAGCACCUCAUGGAUACUCACCUUUCCCAGACUCUUACUUUGCACAUACAAAACCUGUGAACUGACAAGUAACAGACAAGGGGGAAAGCAUAUAUUGGUUCUAUUUAGACAUUAAUACAAAGCCAAUGCCAGUGAGCGGUUGAUUUUAUUUUUCUUUUUUUCUCUUUUUUUUUUUUUUUAAAUAUAGCCUCCUCACUCUACAGUGGGGAAAAAUAAAUGCAUUUAUCCAAUGUGUCUAACAUCUGAACGUGAAACAUAGUUACUAUGUUGCAGCUUAUUUUCAAAAUGAGGCAGAUAUUAUUAAACAUUUACUUUGCAGGUAUGAUAAUUAUUAAAAUAUUAAUAUCAAUAUACUUGUUUUGUUUUUCUGCACUUCAAAAGCUGUGCCAAAUAGAAAAUACUGGGUUCUGUUUAUUGGAAAACAAUUAAAUGCAAGUUGUCUUCAUAUGUAGCUUCAUGGACCUCUGGUACUUUGACCAUAAUUGUGAGCUGUUAGAAUAACAUUUGUAGAAGAACAUCAUUCAGAAUAAAUAAUGUGAUUCUGAUGCUAGUUAAUCCAAGGGAAAUAAUUAUUAUUAUAAUAAUAGAGUAUAAAGUGGUGACCAUACCUGCCUAGCAUCUAUGUGCCAGUUAAUCCAGAGACUGGAUUUUUUUUGUCCUUGGGGAAGGCAAUCAUCGCUCAGUAGAAGAAGAAGACUGACUAAAUGAUUACUGCAUUAAAGUCUGCUUGGGAUCAUCUGCUGUACAUUAAAGCAUGAGAUUGGUACCCAACAUUGCUAGGCCUGAAAUAUAAGCCUUCUGUGUGCUGUGUUACACACUAACUUCAUUAUGGACAUCCAUGGAUUAUGAACCAGAUAUCAAAAUUAGAAAUGGUUAGUCUAAUGAAUGUUUUUACAGUUGGAACAAAAGGUAAUGACCUAGCUUGAGUGCAGUUACAACAGUACUAAGACCUGUAAAACUUCUAAGUAACUCAAGUUAACCAUUUUCUAUUAAAGGAACACUAUCAAACACUAUGUACAUUUCCAUUUACUCUGUUAAUUCUGAUUAGUAACAUAAUAAAGGACUAGACAAAGA